GACAGCUACGAGACGGGAUAGGGUAAGUCUGCACCUUCAUGUGUGCGACGACAACCUGGGGCCUCUCCUCCUGGACCCACUAAUAGAUUACCCUACAACUUGGGUUACGCUGGUGCUAGAGAAGAGACGAGUCGUUGUUUCGUAGUCGUAAUUCUGGAUUAGUCGCUCUCGUCCUCCGUCGCUGAGACUACCGCUCUCUCAUACCUAAUUUAAUACAUGAACUAAAUGUUUGACUUGUUUUAAAUAUGUUAAACCGUCACCAAUCCAAAUUAUAGGCUUUAUUUUUGAAGAAAGAGAUAAAAAAGAUGGCUGAACCUGG
Messenger RNA from Amoebophrya sp. A25, 319 nucleotides. Lineage: Eukaryota; Dinophyceae; Syndiniales; Amoebophryaceae. The record is from the annotation of a GenBank genome assembly.